ACUAUAGUCCAAGCUUUGCUCCGACUCCCUUCCCCCACUGUUGUGUUGAUCGGCGGAUGAAGCUGAAGCUGAUACCUUCCAUCUCCAAGCCUUGAUUGCUUCAGCUGCGACUCCUUCUGAUCUUGGACUGCAGCUUCUUCCGCCUCUGCUGCCCCUCUGGUACUCCCCAGCUGCAGUGAAAAGAGGAUUUGGAAUUUUCAAGUAUCACAAAUGUCGACAUCUUAUCUCCCAGCAACAACUGAAUCGAUUACCCAGGCUGCAGAAGCCAAAACUCCAUCCGAGGCCAUCUCUAUCCUAUAUCGAGUUCUGGAAAACCCCUCUUCAUCGCCUGAAGCCUUGAGGAUAAAAGAGCAGGCCAUCACUAAUCUGUCAGAUCUUCUAAGACAGGAGAACAGGGCAGAGGAUCUCCGUACCCUCCUUACCCAGCUAAGGCCCUACUUUUCCUUGAUUCCUAAAGCGAAAACUGCAAAGAUCGUCCGAGGAAUAAUCGAUGCUGUGGCUAAGAUACCAGGGACAUCCGAUCUACAGAUUUCUCUAUGCAAGGAGAUGGUUCAAUGGACCCGAGCCGAGAAGCGGACUUUUCUCCGGCAGAGGGUGGAAGCAAGGCUUGCCGCUCUUCUGAUGGAGAGCAAGGAGUAUGCAGAAGCAUUGAAUCUUCUUUCAGGCCUGAUCAAGGAAGUGAGAAGGCUGGACGAUAAGCUUCUCCUUGUGGACAUAAACUUGCUGGAGAGUAAGCUUCAUUUCUCUCUGAGGAAUCUCCCCAAAGCUAAGGCUGCUCUCACAGCAGCAAGAACUGCUGCCAAUGCGAUUUAUGUGCCUCCUGCUCAGCAGGGCACCAUAGAUUUGCAGAGUGGGAUCCUCCAUGCUGAGGAGAAGGAUUACAAGACAGCUUACAGUUACUUCUUUGAGGCAUUUGAGGCUUUCAAUGCCCUCGAAGAUCCGAGGGCAGUGUUCAGCCUCAAGUACAUGCUGCUGUGCAAGAUUAUGGUGAAUCAGGCCGAUGACGUGGCAAGUGUGAUAUCAUCCAAGGCUGGGUUACAAUAUGUAGGGCCUGAUCUUGAUGCAAUGAAAGCUGUAGCCGAUGCUCACGCGAAACGCUCCCUGAAGCUCUUUGAGACCGCUCUUCGGGAUUUCAAAGCCCAACUGGAGGAUGACCCUAUUGUCCAUAGGCACCUCUCUGCCCUUUAUGAUACUUUACUGGAGCAGAACCUUUGCAGGUUGAUUGAGCCUUUCUCUCGGGUUGAGAUCUCUCAUAUUGCAGAGCUGAUUGAGCUCCCGGUAGAUCACGUCGAGAAGAAGCUCUCCCAGAUGAUUCUCGACAAGAAGUUUGCGGGGACUCUUGAUCAGGGAGCUGGGUGCCUCAUCAUCUUCGAUGAUCCCAAGACCGACACUCUCUACCCGGCGACACUGGAAACGAUCUCUAAUAUUGGUAAGGUGGUGGACAGCCUCUAUGUGCGAUCUGCCAAGAUAAUGGUAUGAGGUCCUUAAGUGGAGGAGCAGGCUGGUCACCAGAGCAUCAGGCCUUGUUUGUUCUCGGGCUAGUAUUAAGUGCACAUUUCGCAGUUUGUUGAUGUGUUUCUGUUGAAGUUGCGAUAAUCACACACAGUUUGCUCUUCUUUUGUUGGCUUUUGACUUGGCUGAAUACUAAUUAUUGGACCAGAGUAGGUCAGUCUUCGUCCGGGUUAAACUGUCAUAGAACUUACAUUUUCGUUCAUUUUAAAAGAGUUGUCGUUUUAUGAGUUUU
Punica granatum (pomegranate) is the source of this 1744-nucleotide messenger RNA. The record is from RefSeq and is a predicted model, not a curated record. NCBI's taxonomy places the organism in Eukaryota, Viridiplantae, Streptophyta, Magnoliopsida, Myrtales, Lythraceae.